UCGGUCCGGUAUGAAGUAGAAUUAUCUGAAAUCUCUGGACCGCCGUCUUCGUGAACUCCACCGCCCCCGCCUGUCGGAGGUGCGCUGCCGCCCAUCACCGAAAAUGGACGAUACCCUGUUCCAGUUGAAGUUCACAGCAAAGCAGCUGGAGAAGCUGGCCAAGAAGGCAGAGAAGGACUCCAAGGCUGAGCAAGCCAAAGUGAAGAAGGCCCUUCAGCAGAAAAAUGUGGAGUGUGCACGUGUGUAUGCUGAAAACGCCAUCCGUAAGAAGAAUGAGGGAGUGAACUGUCUGCGCAUGGCCUCCCGUGUGGACGCUGUGGCCUCCAAGGUCCAGACAGCCAUGACCAUGAAGGGGGUGACUAAGAACAUGGCCCAGGUCACCAAGGCCCUGGACAAGGCCCUGAGUGCCAUGGACCUGCAGAAGGUUUCUGCAGUGAUGGACAAGUUUGAACAGCAGGUUCAGAACCUGGAUGUGCAUACAUCGGUUAUGGAGGACUCCAUGAGUUCAGCCACCACGCUGACCACGCCGCAGGAGCAGGUGGACAGCCUCAUCAUGCAGAUUGCUGAGGAGAACGGCCUGGAAGUCCUGGACCAGCUCAGCCAGCUGCCCGAGGGCGCCGCUGCCGUGGGUGAAAGCUCUGUGCGUAGCCAGGAGGACCAGCUGUCGCGCAGGUUGGCCGCCUUGAGAAAUUAGCCGAGCCCAGCUGUGGACGGCCUCCUGCCCCGGACAGCCCCUGCAUCUUCCUUUCUGCUGACUGCAGCGGCCAGUGCCUCUGAGCUCCUCAUACCUGCCCAGUCCAGUGGCUUGGGAGUGUCGCUGUCUCAGAUCUGGUGGUGGGUCUGUGCUGAUGUGAGUUUACACAAACUUCUGUGGGUGAUUGCUGUGACUUAGACUGACCACAGCCUUCUCAAGGUUGUGCCAUCACCCCCUGGCCACAGGUGCAGGCAUGCUGUUGCAGGCCAGGGCACUCUGUCCAGCAACAUACCUCGCCUGCAUGGUGGCACAGCUCCCUCCUCAGUGGGCAGGAGGCGCCAAGGAGACCCAGCCGCAUGCACAGACAGCCCCUGGCAGGUGUGGGUAUUCCCAAGUGCCACCAAACACCCUUUCUGGUGGCCUUUGUAGACGGAGUCCUCUCUCCUACCACCAUUCCAGGGAGAGGGUCUUAGGUCAAACAAGACUUCAGGCCGCCCAGUUCAUGGGGCAGAGCAGCCUAGACUGCAGUCCAGGUGUAUGCACCGGGCCUCGUCCAUGGUGCACUGUGCCUCCUCAGGCCGGCCCCUCAGCAAGGGUCGUAGGGCCGAUUCAUGUCCUCUGGGCAGCCUGUGCCCGCCGCCAUGACUGUCCCAUGAGUGUGCAUGUGUAUGUGUGUAUGAGACCCUUUGGGCACAGGCAUGACCUUUGUUUCCCCCAUGCUUGGGCGGUGCCUGUUAUCCCACAGGGUCUCCCUCUCCUGUCACUGUAAAUAUAGGGUGCCCCCUCCUAACUCCUCCUGCCUUCUCAGCUCUUGUCUGUCUGUCCUUUAGAAACCAAGUAUGGCUCAUGAAGGUUCUUGGGGGAAUGCGGCCCUUGGCCACAGCCACAGGGACGCCCUGUUUGCCACAGCCAAGAAGCCAGCACAGACUGGCCACGAGGGUUUUGGGCCCAGGCUGCUGUUUCUGUUUUUUCUGUUUCUUGAAGUUUACUUCAUGUCUUGAAGCUUCCAGGAUUUUUUGUUUGUAUUUUUGCCAAAACAGAAGAGCAGGUGGCAGAUGGGGAGCUUGGGUCCCAGCUGUACCCAUGUGAGCCAUGAGGCUUCAUGAUUGUACCUGGGCAGGUUUGGCCCACCUGCAGCUGAACCCUCGGGACCAGCUCCUUCCAGAGGCCUACUGUCCGGCUCUCCUGCCACACACCUCUGUACAGACACACCAGAAGCCUUCCCCUGACUUACUGUCGGAUUCUUUCCUGGAUGGGGUGCCCAGUGGCUGUGCAGGAGUUGGAUGUUGGGGGAACAUGAGCGGUUCCUUGGGGUGUGUCGGGGAGAGAUGUAGGCCCUAUGCAGGUGGGUCAUCCUUAUGAGGGACGAGAUGGCGUCCAGCUCCACCUCUGAGGCGUGAGGUGCCCAUUUUGGUCAUCAAAGAGGAGUGGCUCGUUUGCCCCUUUUAGUUUUCUAAAGUCAGUGCUGUCAUUUCCUAAAAUGCUGUAAGUAAAUGGGUCAGUCCCUGAACACCUGCUUUGGCAUCACUUCGGGGCCUCAGGUGAGUGGGAGCCCUAGGUGGGGCCCUUGUGAGCCAUCCAGCCCCUGCCCCCUUGUGAGGCCGAAGGGGUGGCCCCAAGCUGCUGUGAGCCGGUGGUGGGGAGGGGGUGUUGUUACAGAGCCUUAGGCCCCACCCAGGACAAUAGAAUCAGAACCUGCCGUUUAAAAACUUAUCUUUAACUCACUUUGAAAUAAUUUUAAGUUUACAUUAAAUUUGCAAAGUACAGAGCUUUUGUGUGUCCUUCGCCCGGCUCCCCAGUGUGAACUUCUUGGUUAACCACCUAUGACCAGCUAGGCCACGGAUGGCACUUGUCAGUGCAGUGUCCACCAGGACACACGCCAUUCCUUGUUAGAAUUGUGUCAUUGGUGAGGACACCCCAAGAGUGGCCUCGUGUACCCAAGGGCGCUGCAUCGGUUGGUGUGCCGAUGUGUCUCAUUCCUGUUUACCUGGUCUAGGGUGUCUGCCAGGAUGUCUCCUUGAUUAAGGUAUCUUGGGGGGGGUGGUAUUUUGAGAUGGUGUAAACAUCCUAUUUCUAGUUUGUUUGCCCCCUAAUGUGAUAGUUCUUCCCGGUGCAGUUAUUGUGAUUUUCUGUGGAAUUCUGCCCAAAGGAAGAGUUCUUCCCCCACUUAUUUACCGUAUCGUUACACAAAUAACACGUUAUACAUUUUUUACCAACUUCACAAUCUCCUCCUGCACAUUAUUUUCCUAGGUAUGCUGUGACGUUGUAUGUGGGGACACGUUAUUUGUGGAAAAUAUGGUACGUCAUCAUUUAUUCUGUGGGUCAGUUUAUUGUCAUUUAUUUUGUACUCACAGUGCCUCAGAUGUGGACGCUCCUCUGGGCGGCUUGACUUGCCUGUCCCUGUGGAACCUGCCUGCUUUCAGACCCCAGGAGGCCUUUGCGCUCAUGUUGUGGUUCCCUGCUCUAGCCUUGGAAUCAGUGCUUCUCCAGGGAGCCCACUCCUUAC
Molecule: messenger RNA, 3200 nt
Organism: Trichechus manatus latirostris (Florida manatee)
Lineage: Eukaryota; Metazoa; Chordata; Mammalia; Sirenia; Trichechidae
Gene: CHMP1A
Product: charged multivesicular body protein 1A
Exons: 7
Coding region: 104-694 (196 amino acids)
Biological process (GO): late endosome to vacuole transport; protein transport; endosome transport via multivesicular body sorting pathway
Cellular component (GO): ESCRT III complex; multivesicular body
Source: RefSeq, a predicted model, not a curated record